UUCGGCCACUAGAGGGGGGUCUGAGGCAGCGGUGACGUCACCGGCUAGUCGAGUACUGUUCUGCUCAGCCACAAGAGAAGAAACAGCCGAAAUAACAUCAUUCGAACAUCAUUUCAACAUCACCGGUAAAUGACUGAAGAUUCAACAUGGUCUGCGGAGGAUUUACGUGCUCGAAAAACGCCCUCUGUUCGCUAAAUGUAGUUUACAUGCUGGUGGGCCUGCUGCUGAUUGUUGUAGCAGCAUGGGGCAAAGGCUUUGGCAUUGUCUCCAGCAUCCACAUCAUCGGAGGCGUGAUCGCCGUCGGCUUCUUUCUGCUGCUGAUCGCCAUUGUGGGGCUCAUUGGAGCCGUUCAUCAUCACCAAGUCAUGCUCUUCUUUUACAUGGUCAUUCUCUUUAUCGUGUUCCUAUUCCAGUUUGGAGUGUCUUGCUCUUGUCUAGCCAUGAACCAGGGUCAGCAGGAGAAAUUACUGGCCUCAUCCUGGGGAUUAAUGAGUACUGAUACAAGAAUCAGUCUUGAGAAAAAACUGGACUGCUGCGGCCUGUUCAACAACACCGAGCAGCAGAGAGAGUUUGUGGCCGACAUGAAUAUGUGUCCAGCUCCAUGUAAACAAAAUGGAUCUUGCAUUACUUGUGGUCUAAAAAGUCUCCAGCAUGCCUCAGAAGCUCUGAAGAUCCUGGGAGGAGUCGGCCUCUUUUUCAGCUUUACGGAGAUCUUAGGUGUUUGGCUGGCCAUGCGCUAUAGGAACCAAAAGGACCCCAGAGCAAACCCCAGUGCAUUCUUGUAGUCGCUCAGCCCCCCGUCCAAAACUACUAGUUUAGUUCAGCUAUUCCAGUUCCCUUUUGCACAGGUAGAGUGGAGCGCAUCGAGAGACAUCCAGACGUUAAACACGGAACACAAUCACCAACAGAUUCAACACAGUUUAACUUCAGAACACACAUCUCACAGCAUAUGCAAUCUCAAUUAUUUAUACCAGAACACAGGACACAUCCAUUUUAAUGACAGAUCUGACCCAUUUCUCCAAAGUCUGUAGAGGGUUAAUUUAAAGCAGCGGGAAUGAGAUAUCAUGUAUGAUGGGAUGAUUAUUUUAGCACUCCCCCAUCCUUGACUUGAGAAGCUCCUCCUGUUCUGUGUAUGCACUGAGAAUCUGCAAUGUAAAGCCAUCUGUGUUUGCAUGUGCUCUUCUUGUGAUAUGGUCAGAUCACUUAUAAAUAGGAAGGAUGUAGUUCUGAAGCGGUGCCUGUAGUUUCAGUGUAAUCGGAAUUUAAAAAAACCACGCAAACGUACGUAGGCGUUUAGUAAAAUGGUAGUUUUCGAAGCUGGCGUCUAUGGUGCUAUGAAGUAGUCGAGGUUAAUAUUGUCAUGUAUUUCACAGAAAAAGCAUCCACGUCUGCCUAGAAUCCGUGCGAACCUGUUAAAUUCCUGUGUUUUGUCGAUGCUUUAUGAGGAAGUGUCCGGUCCAGCCUUUGCAGUUUUAGUUUAGUGAUUAGAUCUAGAAACUCAAAUAUUUAAGAACUUGUGUAACUGAGCCAUGUGAAUAUGAGGAUUUUCCCCUGGCGAUGGACUGCCGCCCUCCUGCUGUGCAUAGUCUUUACCGUGACAGGGUCAACGUUCACAGAUUUACUGCUUUUUCCAUUCUUAUCUAAACCACAGCCCGGGUCUUACAACCCUCACUGGACUUUUUAAGUUCUUGAUUUCGUUUGAAGCUUAGUAUUACUCACUGAUAUAGUGUUUUAUCAUCUUAUGCACUGUUUUGUGAAUAUUUGUUGAAAUAAUCUCAGUGUGCCAUUUUUGUUCAGUGCGUUUGCUCAUUUGCCUGAUGGAAAAACAGACGUUCAUGCACUUAGUUUAUUUGCAAACAUUUUUAUGCUCAGGCUGUUGCUUGAAGCAAAUGCUUUAUUGAUGUACAAAAAUGCUUCUUAAAAUCGCAGCCGUCUCGGUUAAAUCCUUUUGUAAUCUGUUUUUUUGUGUUUUGCAAAAUCUCUUAUUGUCUCGCAUUGUUUUUCAUUUUGUGCUGAAUAGUGUUAAGUUGCCAUUUUAGUGUGUGUGUUUUUUUUUCUCCAAUGUACAUUGUUGUUGUUGCAGAUAGAUAAUUUACAAAACCUUAUGUGUGCAGUUCCAUAUGUUUUCUCAUUAUUCCCUCACCAAUAUGUUUUUCCGUGCUAACUCAUAUUAAUACAUAAACAAAUUGGAUAAUAAACACAAAGUCUUAAUUGCUAUUUUCCGCCCCACAUACUGGAGAAAAUGGAAACAUGUCUCAGUCCAGAUGUGUUUAGCUUCACUCGCUCUUGUUCUUUUACUGAUGGAUUGUGAAGAAGAAAUGAAAUCAAUGUCUGUGCUCUUAUACAGUAAUUAUUUAUUGCCGUUGUAUGAAGGCACUGAUGAACUUGGUGAGUUGUAAGCGCCAUUUUCCCUGGGUUUGCCUUGUAUUUUUGAAAGUGACUUUUCCAAUUAAAAACUCUUGGAUCAA
This is a messenger RNA of Triplophysa rosa, 2468 nucleotides long. It is a transcript of the gene tspan31, whose product is annotated as tetraspanin 31. The record is from RefSeq and is a predicted model, not a curated record. The transcript has 6 exons. Gene Ontology annotation, cellular component: membrane. Lineage: Eukaryota; Metazoa; Chordata; Actinopteri; Cypriniformes; Nemacheilidae. The coding region runs from base 147 to 785 and encodes 212 amino acids.